Oryctolagus cuniculus (rabbit) is the source of this 3310-nucleotide messenger RNA. Lineage: Eukaryota; Metazoa; Chordata; Mammalia; Lagomorpha; Leporidae. The record is from RefSeq and is a predicted model, not a curated record.
ACACAACCACUCAGCAUCUGAUUGGCAACGGAGUCUGAGACCGCGUGAAGCCAAUGGCUGCCCGACCUGUCACUCAGACGAGCCCAGCCGCAGAGCGCCCUGCCGCUGAGGCUUUGGGGAGUUGUAGUCUCCCCGGUCCACCCUGUCCAAGCAGAGGGUGGCUGGGCAAUGUGAAACCAGGAAAUAUGGCCCACAGGUGACAGACGAAAAAUGAUCAUUUAGGUCAGGAAAAUUAGGCCUCAGAGCUUUUUUUCAAAGAAGAGAAAGAAGACAGCUGGGUUAAACACGGUUCCUUUCCACACCAUUUCCGCCCCGAGCAGACGCCUCCGAAACAGGAAGCACACACCCACCCCAGGUCUGAGCGGUCCGGAGUCUGAGACCGGGGAAGCCAUUGGGUCGGCUACCUGUCACUCAGGCCAGUACAGCCCACACGUAGAGCGUCGCCGCCGCCGCUGAGGCUUCGGGAAGGUGUAGUAUCCCCGCCCGGCUCUGUGUAAGCCGGAGGGAAUCCAUAGACUCGGAUGGAGCCUUAGGAACCCAGAUAGAGCCUUAGGAACUCGGAUGGAGUCUUAGGGACCCGGAUGGAGUUCAGAGACUCGGAUGGAGCCUUAGGUACCCGGAAGGAGCCAAGAGACCCGGAUGCAGCCCAGAGACUCGGAUGGAGCCCAGAGAACCCGAUGGAAUCCAGAGACCUGGAGGUGGCCCUGGGGACCCGGAUGUGGCAAUGGGGACUCGGAUGUGGCCCGGAGACCCUGGUGGAGCCCAGAGACCUCGAUGGAGCCUUAGGAACCUGGAGUGAUCCUAGAGACUCGGAGGGAGCCUUAUACACAAGAUGGAGCCUUAAGAACCCGGAUGGAGCCCAGAGCAUCGGAUGGAGUCCAGAGAUUCGAAUGGUGCCCAGAGACCCGGAUGGAGCCCAGUGACCCCGAUGUGGCCCAGAGACCCGGAUGGAGCCCAGUGACCCGGAUGGAGCUCAGAGAGCCCGAUGUGGCCCAGAGACCCGGAUAGAGCCCAGAGACUCGGAUGGGGCCCAGAGACCUGGAUGGAGCCCAGAGACUCUAAUGGAGCCCAGAGACCCAGAUGGAGUGCAGUGACCCAGAUGUGGCCCUGGAGACCCGGGUGGAGCACAGAGACCGGAAUGGAUCCUUAGCGACCCGGAUUGAGCCCAGUUACCAGAAUGGAGCCUUAGGGACCUGGAUGGAGCCUUAGGGACCUGGAUGGAGCCCAGAAACCCGGAUGGAGUCUUAGGGUCCCGGAUGGAUCCUUAGGGACCCUAAUGGAGCCCAGAGACCCGGAUGGAGCCCAGAGACUCGGAUGGAGCCUUAGGGACCCGAAUGGAGCCUUAGGGACCGGAUGGAGCCCAGAGACUUGGAUGGAGCCCAGAGACCCGGAUGGUGCCUUAGGGACCCGGAUAGAGCCUUACGGACCUGGUUGGAGCCUUAGGGACCCGGAUGGAGCCUUAGGGAUCGGGAUGGAGCCCAGAUACCCAGAUGGUGCCUUAGGGACCCGGAUAGAGCCUUACGGACCCGGUUGGAGCCUUAGGGACCCGGAUGGAGCCUUAGGGAUUGGGAUGGAGCCCAGAGACCCAGAUGGUGCCUUAGGGACCCGGAUAGAGCCUUACGGACCCGGUUGGAGCCUUAGGGACCCGGAUGGAGCCUUACAGAUCGGGAUGGAGCCCAGAGACCAGGAUGAAGCCCAGAAACCCGGAUGGAGCCCAGAGACUCGAAUGGAGCCCAUAGACUCAGAUCGAGCCUUAGGGACCCGGAUGGAGCCCAGAGACCCGAAUGGAGCCUUAGGGACUGGAUGGAACCUUAGGGACCCAGAUGUGGCCCAGAGACCCGGAUGGAGCCCAGAGACUCGGAUGGAGCCCAGAGACCCAGAUGUAUCCCAGAGAACUGGAUGUGGUCCUGAAGACCCAGAUGUGGCCCUGGGGACCCGGAAGUGGCCCUGGAGAACCGGAAAGUGGCUAUGGGGACUCGGAUGUGGCCCUUGGGCCCCGGGUGGAGCUCUGGGACCCAGAUAUGGCCCUGGAGGGAGCCCUGGAGAUCCGGAUGUGGCCCUGGACGCUGGUGUGGUCCUGGAGACCCGGGUGUGGCCCUGGAGACCUGGGUGUGGCCCUGGGGACCCAGAUGUGGCCCUGGGAAACCCAGGUGGAGCCCUGGGAGACCGAUGUGGCCCUGGGGACCCAGAUGUGGCCAUGAAGACCUGGAUGUGGCUCUGGGGACCCGGAUGCAGCCCUGGACCCGGGUGGAGCCCUGGGACGCAGAUGUGGCCCUGGAGGGAGCCCUGGAGACCCAGAUGUGGUCAUGGAGACCCGGAGGUUGCCCUAGACACCACGAUGUGGCCCUGGGGGACCCGGAUGUGGCCUGGAGGCCCGGAUGGAGCCCUGGGGAACUGGAUGUGGCCCUGGAGACCCGGAUGUGGCCCUGCGGACCCGGAUGGAGUCUUAGGGAUCAGGAUGGAGCCCAGAGACCCGGAUGGAGCCCAGAGACCUGGAUGGAGUCCAGAGAUUUGGAUGGAGCCCUGGGACCCAGUUUUAGCACUGGAGGGAGCCCUGGAGACCUGGAUGUGGCUGUGGAGAGCCGGGUGGAGCCCUGGGGAGCCAGAUGUGGCCCUGGAGACUCGGAUGUGGCCCUGGGAAACCCGGAUGCGGUCCUGGAGACCCAGAUGUGGCCCUGGAGACCCAGGUGUAGCCCUGGGAUUCAGAUGUGGCCCUGGAGACCCGGAUUUUUACAUGGGGACCAGGAUGUGGCCCUGGAAACCUGGAUGGAGCCCUGGGGACCUGAUAUGACCGUGGAGACCCGGAUGUGGCCCUGGAGAUCCGGAUGUGGCCCUGGAGACCCUGAUGUGGCCCUAGAGACCCGGGUUUGCCCCUGAGACCCCUAUGUGGCCCUAGAGACCUGGGUGUGCCCCUGAGACCCCUAUGUGGCCCUGGAGACACGGGUGGGGCCCUGGAGGGAGCCCUGGAGACCCAGUUGUGGCCCUAGAGACCCGGAUGUGGCACUGGAGACCCGGAUGUGGUCCUGGAGAUCCGGAUGGUGCCCUAGGGACAUGGAUGUGACUCUGGGGACCGAAUGUGGCCCUUGGAGACCUGGAUGUGGCCCUGGAGACCUGGAUGUGCCCCUGGAGAUCUGGAUGUGGCCCGGAGACCCGGGUUGAGCCCAGAGACCCGGAUGUGGCCCAGAGACCUGAAUGGAGCCCAGGGACCUAAAUGGAGCCCAGACCCAGAUGGAGCCCAAAGACCCGGAUGGAGCCCAGAGACUCGGAUGGAGCCCAGAAACCCGGAUGGAGCCCAGAGACCCAGAUGUGG